Messenger RNA from Athalia rosae (coleseed sawfly), 1474 nucleotides. Its product is annotated as E3 ubiquitin-protein ligase Mdm2-like. NCBI's taxonomy places the organism in Eukaryota, Metazoa, Arthropoda, Insecta, Hymenoptera, Athaliidae. The record is from RefSeq and is a predicted model, not a curated record. Bases 199 to 1437 code for a protein of 412 amino acids. The transcript is spliced from 6 exons.
UUCAGACGUGUUGCGCCGUCCGGAGAACUCAACUUGCAAAAUUGUGAACCUGCAUACCGCAUACCUUUGAGGCGCUGUCUUAUGCCCGACGCCGACAGCGUCGUACUCAACUUUUCACGCGGCACACCAAGCGUCGAGGAACGUAUUCGGACCAGAAUUCGUUGGUGAUAAAUAUACGGUGUACGUAAAAAAUUUAAGAUGAGCAUAUCCGUAAACACCGGGCCGUCCGGAUCUCUUCAUGGAUGGCUUAAAAGACGCCCGGAUUCAGAAGAUGAUGGUAAAGAGGAAGGAAGAGGGGCCAAAGCGCCACGAUAUUCGUGGUACGUAACUCUUGAGAGUGAAUCUCCACAACCCACUGAUGAGGAUGAUGAAUCCGUCUAUAGUGUACAGGAUAAAGAAACAGAUUAUGUUGCAGAUACUUCUGACACAUCUACUAAUACAUGGCUCAGUAGCAGCGAUGCUGGCGAUUUAUCUCUUCAUGUUGAGUAUGAAGUUGCCUCUCUUUCAGAAGGUCCGAAUCCAUUUGACAAUGACGAGUCCUCCUCUGGUGUGUCUGAUAUCGUGACUAUGGGUGUCUUGACCUUUUGUGACUCUGACCUCGGUUUAGCGGAUAACAGCAACGAUUCACGGAGUUCGGUUGACAGUGAGAUCGGAACAGCAGACUAUUGGACAUGUGUUCAAUGCAAUACCAAGAAUAACAAUCCCCUGUUCCGCUAUUGCGAAAAAUGCUAUCAGAUAAGGAAAAACUUUUUCCCACCUCGGCCAAAAUGGCGAAAAAGGAAACGACAUAUUGAGUCCGAAGGAGGGAGCAGUCAAAUUUCUGAUCGACAUCCGAAGCAAGAAUUGACAAGUGCAGACUCUGGGCUUGGUUCCAGUCAAGAUAGCAAAUGCUCCUUGACACUAGACAUAAAUUUAGAUGCUAUCACUAUGCCAGGUAACGAGACGGCUGGCUCUCUGAUGCCUGAGAACACAACUGAUACCGUCGACGGUAAAUGUUCAGAGUCCACGCCAGCGUUAAAAACUAAUCUAAAAGAAAAAAAUGAUGACCGGACGCAUUGCGAUCAAGUGGACGUCUGUGCUGGAUACCUUAACACGAGUAGUGGGGUCGGUCCGAACACCGAUGGGUUGCCUUCGAGUCAGGAUGAUGCCCCUAGUACUGGCACUGCUGCGUCUGACGGCGACACAUCAUUCAUUACAAAUGAAACUCUCAAACAUCGAGAUAAACUUCGCGAGGCGGUAGAUACAACACGAGUUGAAUCGGAUAGUAAGUUGUGCAUCACCUGCACGGCCGCUCCUAAAAACGGUGCCUUUGUUCACGGCGCAGUUACGCAUAUCUGCUGUUGCUAUCGUUGUGCGGUAAAAGUCUGGUCAAAGACGAAACGUUGCCCGAUUUGCAAUAGAAGGGUGACGAAUGUACUAAAAGCAUUUUACACCUAAAUAAACAGUUGUCAAACGCGACAGCAACUGUCCUGUA